This is a messenger RNA of Podarcis lilfordi (Lilford's wall lizard), 1261 nucleotides long. The record is from the annotation of a GenBank genome assembly. Lineage: Eukaryota; Metazoa; Chordata; Lepidosauria; Squamata; Lacertidae.
GGGAAAGAAGGCAUGGCCAUGUCGGAAGACUCUCGCCUCGCGCAGUCGCUGCCGCCGCCGCUGCCGCCUGUGAAGGUCCUGGCCGCGCACCUGAGGCGGUGCCGCCGGGUCCCUGGCGGCCCGUGGCUGCUGGACCGGGAGGAGUACCGGCGCCCCGCUCUCGCCGUGUCGCUGGUGUGGCUUCAGGGCACGGUGCUGGCCGUGGAGGAAGGUGGCUCGACGGUGCGGCUGCGGGACGACAGCGGCCCUUUCGUGGCUCAGGGCGUGGAGAAGAUCCCCAAGGGGCGGCCUUGCCUCAGCGCCGGGAAAUACGUGAUGGUGAUGGGCCUGGUGGUGUCUUGCAGCCCAGAGCCCACCAUCCGAGCUGUGAAGAUGACGGACCUUUCAGGCAACCCCCUGCACAGGGACAUGUGGCAGCUGGAAGUGGAGGAUUUGCAUAGGCACGUUUUGUGAUGGGAACAGUUUGUCAAAACUGCUUCUCAAAAGAACCCUGGAGGCUGAAGAAGCACCUUUGGAAUUAUUUAAUUAUUUUUUUAUUUUGCUAAAUAAGGUUCCUCUUGAACUUCCUUUAGGAGAACUUGGAUUAACCAGCGGAAUUUGACCUUGAUUCAUUUGCUGCAGGUGUGACAGAGCAAUGGCGAUGGAAAUGCUUGCAUCCCAACCCCCUUUUUGGAGGAGGGCUGUCGCUGAUUCCCAAUUAGUCAACUUGGGUCAAGUAACGUUAGCUUAUCCAGUGGAGAAUGCAGUUGUCACUGCUACGAUAAAACAUCCACAGUCAAGAAUCUGGUUGCAGAACUUUGGGCUCUUCUUUCGGCCUGCACUUUCUCUGUAUUACAACGCAUCUAAUGUUGACUUGCCAAUUUCACUACCACUUGCAGUCCAGACAUCUGACUUCAGCUGUAACUCCCUGAACUGAACUGCUACAUGAAGUCCAUGCUGCUUUAAAAUACUGUUUCCUCUGCCCCAGGACAUAUUUGGACUAAUGGAGUUUCUGGACAGCUAUACACAUCUGGCUUCAGGGAGACACUUGCAAGAUGGACGAAAGUUACAAUAAAAACCUGAGCUAUUAUCAUCUUGAUCAUCUAUGCUGACCAUUUUCUGACAGGGGUCAGUGGGGUUCUUAAUGGCUCGUGUUUCAUGGAAUUCAGCAUCACAGCUUAUGCAUAAUUGAUGUGCCUUGUUUUGGAACUUGCCUUGUUUACUAAUGUGUGACUAUUGUGAGGUGUGGAGGUAGCUAUUAAAUAAUCCACAAUCUAUUCCU